GAGCGGAACGACGACAUGGCCACCUGCACGAAGGCCGUGACGGAGCAGGGCGCCGAGCUGUCCAACGAGGAGCGCAGCCUGCUCUCCGUGGCCUGCAAGAACGUGGUCGGGGGCCGCAGGUCGGCCUGGAGGGUCAUCUCGAGCAUCGAGCGGAAGACCGACACCUCCGACAAGAAGCUGCAGCUGAUUAAGGACUAUCGGGAGAAAGUGGAGUCGGAGCUGAGAUCCAUCUGCACCACGGUCCUGGAAUUGUUGGAUAAGUAUUUAAUAGCCAAUGCAACUAAUCCAGAGAGUAAGGUCUUCUAUCUGAAAAUGAAGGGAGAUUACUUCCGGUACCUUGCUGAAGUGGCCUGUGGUGAUGAUCGAAAACAAACGAUAGAUAAUUCCCCAGGAGCUUACCAAGAGGCAUUUGAUAUAAGCAAGAAAGAGAUGCAACCCACACAUCCAAUCCGCCUGGGGCUGGCUCUUAACUUUUCUGCAUUUUACUAUGAGAUCCUUAAUAACCCAGAGCUUGCCUGUACACUGGCUAAAACGGCUUUUGAUGAGGCCAUUGCAGAUCUUGAUAAACUGAAUGAAGACUCAUACAAAGAUAGCACCCUCAUCAUGCAGUUGCUUAGAGACAACCUAACAUUAUGGACAUCAGACAGUGCAGGAGAAGGCAGGGAUGCAGCAGAAGGGGCAGAAAACUAA
Messenger RNA from Choloepus didactylus (southern two-toed sloth), 690 nucleotides. Its product is annotated as 14-3-3 protein theta-like. The coding region runs from base 16 to 690 and encodes 224 amino acids. The record is from RefSeq and is a predicted model, not a curated record. Gene Ontology annotation, cellular component: cytoplasm. Gene Ontology annotation, biological process: signal transduction. The transcript has a single exon. Lineage: Eukaryota; Metazoa; Chordata; Mammalia; Pilosa; Megalonychidae.